Impatiens glandulifera is the source of this 1872-nucleotide messenger RNA. Its product is annotated as early endosome antigen 1-like. The record is from RefSeq and is a predicted model, not a curated record. The coding region runs from base 1 to 1623 and encodes 540 amino acids. NCBI's taxonomy places the organism in Eukaryota, Viridiplantae, Streptophyta, Magnoliopsida, Ericales, Balsaminaceae. The transcript is spliced from 11 exons.
AUGAAUAUUCUUGCUCGCAUUUGCUCGGGUUAUGCCACAAGUCCACUUCGGAUCUCCCUUGUAUGUCUCCAUGUGCAGCAUACAGAAUACUCCACAAUCCUUAUAGUUCCCUACGUCUUGCCAGGUUGUAUUGUUUUUGCUGGAGUUGUGGUCUUGGAUUUAGAAGCAGCCUUCGCAAGCACUAUUAAGGGUUCAGAGCGAGGAUUUUGUCUGGUUGAACUUGCUGAGUUUGCAAAAGAGUCAGCUUUGCUUGAUGUUGUGGUAUUAAUGGGUUUCAAUUCUGUUUAUCGCAAUUUGCGGGAGGUUUUCCCUCAGAUUGAUAAUCGCUUGCUCAGAGCUGUUGCUAUCGAGCAUUCAAAGGAUGCAGAUGUUGCAGUAGGGGUUGUUCUCACUGAGAUUAUUCCCCGUAUUACUCAGCAAAAGGUGGCUUCUAGUUCCUCAAAUAUCGGUGGUUCAAAUGACAGGAAAGCUAAAUUUCAUCCUACUUCACCAGUUUCAUCAUGCAACUCUAGUAAGAAGGAUUCCGAUAUCAACACAAUUGCCGAUGACAACAUGCAUUUUGGACAAAAAGAUAUUGUCGGACAUUCUAUUAUGGACUCUAAUAUAGCUGUCAGCAAAGCAAGCUCUCCUGUCAAACAAUGUUCAGAUGGCAAUAGUAUGGAGUUGGAUGAUGUGUUUCAGCAUUCACAGAUACCAGCUAAAGAAAGCGUGAUGAAUGCUUCAGAAGGCAACCUUCAUUCAGAUUUAACUGGUAUAAGUUCUAUGGAUGCUGAAACGCUUGUUGCUGUUAAGGAACCGACUGAAUAUAAGGACGAAUCUGCUAUCAAACCCUUAGUUGAUGGCUCUGGUGAAGUUUGCAGGAUUGACAUGCUAGAGGGUUUUACUGAAGAUGCAAAACUUAACAAGGAAACUUUGGUUUCAGCUGUGGUUUUGGUUACUAGCUUGUUGAAAGAAAUUGAAAUUCAAGAGAAAGAGGUCGAAGAUGUCAAAAAACGAGCUGCAAGCCGUUUCUCAGACAUUCUAACGAGGGUAGAAGACCUUAAAGACAUAAUGGAACGUGCACAAGAAGCUAAUGAGAUGCAUGCUGGAGAAAUCUUUGGGGAGAAGGAUAUCUUAGACACUGAAGUGAGGAGACUUCAAUCUCGUUUGCUUAACUUGUCAGAAGAAAAGAAUAAGACUCUUGAUAUUUUAGAUGAGAUGCAUUGUAAACUUGGGGAACGUUUGGCUGAGGCUGAAAAGGUUGUGAAUACAGCCGAGAUUGAAAUGGUAGAAAAAGAGAAAUUGGCUAAAACUGCACUUUCUGAGCAACAACUUAUCCUUAUAAAGGUGAUUGAAGAAUCAAAGAAACUAAACCGAGAAGCGGAGGAGAAUACCAAGUUUCGAGAGUUUCUCAGGGAUAAUGGCCCUGUUGUGGAUAUUUUGAAAGAGGAAGUUAGUACUAUUUGUCAGGAUGUGAAAUUGUUGAAAGGGAAGUUGGAUGAACUGCGGACUUCGUGUGGUGAAUAUGUUGAACCAGUUCAGCUUCUUCGCGAAGAAGUUGAUUUGGUUUGUGUGCCGAAUGAACCAAGAGCCUCUGCCCGUGACUAUUCCAAGGCUAUUGAUGAUGAAUGGGACUUAUGUUGAUAAGCUUGAAUCGGACAUCUUUCGAAUGUGGUCAGUAAAACAAACUCGCGAUUUCUCUUUAUCGUGUAUAUAGUUCACAAUGUAAAGUUAUAGGCGAAACUCGGAAAUAUAGAAGACAUUUUGAGUUUCUAUAAUGAUAAUAAUCUUGCAUGUAUAUUGCACUACUGUUCUCUUGAAUUUGCAUGGUUAUUGAGAAUAUUUUGACAUUUGCUUCUAUGAAUAAAAUAUGUGUGGCUAUUUUUAUGUAAA